GUUCGAUUUGGAUUUCGGAACGGUGAAGUUGACUUUCCGACUAUAACGCGAAAUAUUUAUAAACUUAUUAUUAUUGUUACUUCUCUUUUGUCUGUGUUAUAAAAAUUACUGAAAUUUAGUUCAUUUUUCAUUCUUAAAGAGGUUUAAAACCGCGACAUUAACAAAUUAAAUAUUAAUUUUUUUGUGCUGUUCCCAAGAUAAUAAAGAGUUAAUCUAGUGGCAAGAGACGGAAGAUUUUGGUCGAAAGAAGGAGAUUAGAUCGCAUAUGUACAAAUUGCGCGAGGCGCGAUUGAAAGAAUUUUAUGUUAAUGAAAUGGAUCCUAAAAAUCAACAAUCAUUUGAUGCAAAAGCACCAAUAACUAGUCGUCAUGGUGAUGCUAUGGCUGAUCAUAGUUUCGAAAGUUUAAAAAGCAAUGAGAUUCACGGUACAGAUAUGAGUGACAUCAAGUUUGGAAAUACUGGCGGAUGGAAUGUAAUAACAUCGUCUGAAGUAUCCGACGAUGGUAAAGCACGAACGGACAAAACUUUGGCAAAAACUGAAGGCGUUACUGCCAUAAAAGGCGGUCAGAAAGCAUUCUCUGGCAAAAAUGAAGAACUCAAAACUGAACGAAUUGAUGGUGACGCAAACAAUUUUACUCAUACAACCGGCGAGUCAACAAAUAUGGUAUUAAAUGAAAAUAUUGUGACUGGGGAUGAUACGAAUAAGAGAACGGAAAGCAAAUCAUCAUCAUCAUCAAGCCACACAACAAAAGUAAUUCGUACAUCAAACAAUACUGGUGAUUUCAGUGACAAUAUGGUCGGAAAUGACAACUUCCAGUCAAAUUCCAAUGAUUAUGAUUCUCGACGAUCAUCAACGACAAGUAAUGUCAAAUCAUCUAGUCAUGUUGACACUCAAAAGUCAAAUGUAAAUGAGAAUGUAAAGCUAUCACAAGAUCCAGCUGUUGUUCAAGAAGCUUUUCGCUUAGCUCAACAGUCAGGUACUGUUUUGUCACGUAAAGUCGAACGUGCAAAUGAAUCAACUAAUAUGAUUACUGAAAGAAAGGAGCUUACUGACGGAACAAUCGUUACAACAAAGAGAUUUGAGCCGAUUAGUUCACAACAUGUAGAUAUUCAAGCUACAACCACAUCAAAUAAUCAACGUGACAAUAAAACCACAAAUGUGAAUAAGCAUCAUACUGAAACUACAAAUCAAUCGAGAAAUACUGAGACAUCAAACACAACAACUAGAGAUGAAGAAGCUUUUCGUCUUGCACAACAACCAGGCAAUCUUAUUUCUCGUGAUGUUACAAUGACUGAUGCGAAUACUCGCAUGAUCACUGAGAAGAAAGAACUAAGUGAUGGAACAGUUGUUACAACCAAGAGAUUCGAAAGAGUAUCUAAUGAUAGAUCAAAUGAUAAUGCAAGAUCUGAACAUGUUACAAAAACAUCCACAACUUCAAAUAAUCAAACAUUCAAGACAUCCCGUGAUGAAGAAGCAUUUAAAUUGGCACAACAGCCUGGAAAGAUUAUUUCACGUGAUGUAACAAUGACUAAUCCGACAACAAGACAAAUUGUCGAGAAGAAAGAAUUAAAUGAUGGCACAAUUGUCACAACAAAACGUUUUGAAUCUGUUGAUUCUUCAAAUGAUACAAAAACGUCUACAACAUCAAUCACUAAAGACCGUCAGAAUGAUGACUUUACAAAAUCAUUACGCAGUGAUUCAAAAACAACUAAAGUGGACACAACUCAUAAAACAUCCAGAGAUGAAGAAGCGUUUCGUUUAGCAGAUCAACCUGGAAAAAUCAUAUCACGUGACGUCACAAUGACAAAUCCCACGACUAGACAAAUCGUUGAAAAGAAGGAAUUGCAUGAUGGCACAAUUGUCACUACUAAACGAUUUGAAAAUGUUGAUUCCACAAGUGAUACAAGAACAAAUACAUCGAUCACUAAGGAACGCCAAAAUGAUGAUUUUACAAAGUCAUUAAGAAGUGACACAAAUACUACAAAAGUUGAUACAACUUACAGAACACCGAAAGAUGCGGAAGCUUUUCGUUUAGCUGAACAGCCAGGUAAAAUUCUAUCACGUGAUGUAACAAUGGCUAAUCCAACAACAAGGCAAAUUGUUGAGAAGAAGGAAUUGCAUGAUGGAACAAUUGUCACAACUAAGAGAUUCGAAAGAAUUGAUGAAAACGUUGACACACAAUCUAGAAAUGUCAAGAAUGUAGAAAAUGUUCAGAAUGUUAAAACAAUCCAUACAACAACACAACAGGCACGGCCAAGAAGUGAUGAUUAUUCAACAAAUCGUGAGAUUGUUGAAGAAACAGUAACGAAGAAAAUUAUCGACACUUCAUGCCAAUGUCCAACCGCAAAGGAUAAACAUGAUCACAAAACACGCGAUUUUAUUCAGAAUGAGCGCAAUACCGAAAAGUAUGAUGUUACAUCUGAAAUCAUCGUUCAACAAAACGAUAAAAAGGUCGUUAAUGAAUUUGAAAAAUCUCGCGAUGAAAUUAAUCGCAGAGAGGAAGUGAGAAAAUUGGAGCAGAAGCGUAUCGAUGAGCAAAUAAAGCAGCAAAAAGAUCAAAAAAUAACACGCGAAUUGGAAGUUGAUGCAGCACAUAGAGCUUUUGCAAGCUCAUUACGUAGCGUAACACCACCACCUGAUAGAUCAUCAACAACUCGUAUAGAUCGUAGAAGUCCAUCGCGUGAAACAAACAGUAGAUACAGUUCAUCUACAAUCUCUACUAAAAGGUCAUCAAAUGUUGAUAUAAGAAAGGAUGACAAUACUAAGCAUACAAAUUCAUUAGAUCGUCGAACAGUUACUAAAAGCCCAGAAAAGUAUUCAUCAUUAGAUCGCCGAACACCAUCCAAGAGCCCUGAAAAAUAUCCAUCAAUUGAUCGUAAAACAGCUCCAAAAAAUCAAGAGAAAGUUCCAACUACUGAAAGACGUAAUUCAUCUCAUAGCCCUGAAAAGUAUCCAUCUACUAGUCCAGACAAGCAGCCACAAAAUAAAAAUAUUACUUCUGUAACUGAAACAACAACAAGUGAAAGCAUUCAUUCUACAGUCCGUGACAGAGAUGAUAAGCCUAAAACUUCAUCACCACAAAAACCAGGCAGUGACAAGCCAGAUAAACCCAGAACUGCUUCUUCACAGAAGCCAAGCAAUGACAAACCUAGGACUGUAUCUCCACAAAAACCAAGCCACGAAUCUCCAAGAAAUGUUUCGCCCACAAAACCGGAAGUUAAAAAGUCGACAGUCACUAAAACAGUGACCAAUGAAAGUGACGAAGAAAUUAUUAUUUCAAAGAAGCAUCAAGUUACUCCAGAACUUAAGCCUCGUGAAAGUUCUCCUGCUAAAAGCUCAACUUCUAGAGCCACAUCACCACAAAAACCAAUUGCAAGUCAGCCAAACGAUAAAAUACGCUCGUCAUCUCCACAAAAACACAAUUCAGCUCCAACCGAAACGUAUCCAAGGGAAACAUCCCCUGUCAAAUCUAUUCCGUCCAAUUCUCGUGAUGUUUCACCACAGAAGCAUCAGCUAGGAAAAUCUUAUCCAAGAGAUUCAUCCCCUGCUCAGUCAAGUCCAUCAAAUUCUCGUGAUCCUUCACCACAAAAGCAUCAUCCAACAAAGUCAUAUCCAAGAGAAACAACUCCAGUAAAGUCAAGUCCAUCAAAUUCUCGUGAAAAUUCGCCUCAAAAGUAUCAACCAUCAUCAACAGGCACAUAUCCAAGAGAAUCCACUCCAGUAAAAUCAAGUCCAUCAAAUUCUCGUGGCACAUCACCACAAAAGCAAACAACAUCUCUUCCACGAGACUUAAGUCCAUCGAAACCUGUUAAAAGACCAGAUUAUGAGGAACAAGAUACACCAGAAGAUAUUUUAACAGCAACAAUUAAGAUUGACAAUAUUGACAAAACAAUAAAUGACUUGAAAAUCAUUCAGACCAUUGACUCUAAAAAUAUGUCAGCAACAACAAGUGUCAGUGACUUGGAAUAUAUUUCAGCAAGUGAUCACAGAAAAAUGAUAACUGAUUUAGAUAAUGAGGACAUUGAAAUCAAUAUUAACAUUGAAAAUGUAGAUCAGUUGGAUGACUUGCAAAUUAAAACUACAAUAAGUGAAAUUGUUGAUGAAAAAGCUACUAAGACAGCACCAAAAGGUGAUAAGAAGCCAUUCAAUAGAAGUGAAACGUUUGAAGAACGAGCUAAAAAACUCAUUGGUGUAAAACCUGAUGACGAGCCUAAAGAUAUUCCAAACUAUUUGAAACCAACUAAGGCAAGUCAAGCUCCUGGACGUGUUUCAGAAAUAAGAGAACGUAAAGCUAAAAUUGAAGAGAUUGAAAAAUCGUCAGUAACAACAACUAAUAAAAGAAAGUCACUCACAAGUGCUACUACAGAUUUUAUAAAGCAUGAAAAAACUGAACAUGCUCGUCCAUCAUCACCAGAAAGAAGCCCAACUCGUAAGCAGCAAACGGAAUCCAAAAAGCCGAAAGAUCGAUCAAAUGAUGUUGAAAUUACUAAUACAAGUUCUACUAUAACAACUAAAACUACUAAUCUAGUUCAUAAACGUCCUGAAGAUAAGAAGCCAGACACUAACACAAACAUUCCUGAUGAAAGAAAGCCAUCAAAAGUUAGAGAUACAGUUGAUAUAACAGAAACAACAAAAGUAACUGAAAGAAAGGGCAGUCGAAGUCCAACAAGACCUAAAUCUCCAGAAACUCACAUCACUACUGCACAAAUUACAAUCUCACCAUCACGUGGAAUUACAAGCAAACUUGUCACAAAGACAACAACAGUUCAAAGCAACAAGAACCUUAAAGUUGCUCCACAUAUCAAAUUAUUGAAGCAAAAUACAGAUGUGUCAUCAACAGAACCUGAAUCCGAUCGUGACACUGAUCAUGAACUGAUUAGAAAUAUCGACAAACCUGGCAAUAAAUCAACAAAGAAGAAGUUGCUUCAAAAUCGCAAAGAUACUGCACCGGUGACUAAAACAACAAGUGUUCAUGAUAAGGAAAAAGUAACAAGAACAUUCAGUGAAAGAAUCAUUAAGAAUGAUAAGAAGAGUACAGUUGAAAAGUCAAGAGAAACGCCAAAAAAAGAAAGCAAGCGACCAGUUAAAUGCAUAACAACAAAGACGAUUAAUUUGACAAAUGUUAAUGGAGGGACAACAACUUUACAUUCCAAUACUCUUGAUAAUGUUGAAAUUGACAUCAAUGUUCAGCAUGCAAAAUCUUCAAGGGAACCAUCUCCGAAUAAAGUUGUACCAAUUCCAGUUCAAACAGAUGAAGAAGUUAAUGAUGAACAUAUUUUACAUCCACAUAAAGUCACAGAACCAGAUGAUGGACGAAAAAUAAAGCCGGCAAUUAGAAAUGUCCCAAUUUACCAAGAAGAAACAAAUCAAUUUGUUGGAUUAGAAAUCACUGAAGUUGGAACUGAAAAAGGUCAUACAAUUAUCGAGGAAGAAGAAUUUGAGGAAACUGAAAGGAUUAUUAAUUCCUCGACACUUGAAAAAGCUGAUCGUAAAAGAAACUCUGUACAGAUUGAUGCUUUAUCAGAGGAUGAUGAAGAAGAGCAUUCACAUUUGUUGAGCGUUUCCCAGAAAGUUAAUAAAUUUAAUGAAACUGUUGACGAGCUUAAGAAACCGAAAACAUCAUCGAAAUUCAAAAAAGACAACGAUUAUAAAUUGGAAGAUGUUCCUGACGAUGUCGAUGAUGAUGCAAAAUUAAGCUUGAAUGAGAAAGUUUCAAAAUUCACAAAAAUUACAGACGAAACCACAACCGUUACUAAGCAUAAACUUGAAGACACGCUCACAACAUCUAUCGAUGAAGUCGAUGAAAAUCUCAAAAAUGAUGAAUGCUUAUUAAGCGUUUCUGAUAAAGUCAAUAAAUUUAUCGCAUCUGCUGAGAAAAUUGGCACAACAACACCACAAAAAUCCCCCGAGCUGGUCAAGAAUAUUAUGAAACAAACCUCAAAGCAUGUUCGUGACAAGAUCGAGAAUAUUAAUGAUUCAUUUUUGACCAACGAAAAAAUGUCGACACUUGAACGCGAUACAAAAACAAACUUGAAAUCAUCUGAAAUAACUUUAAAGAGCACAGAAGCAAUUAAAAAGGCUCGUGAAGUCUUUGAAACGAAUUCAUCCAAAACGAGAGAAAUUAAUCGUCAAAAUGAUAUUUUAUCUCGUCCAUCUGUUUUUGAAGGCAAAAGAACUCCAGUUCCUGAACGUAAAGUAUAUGAAAAACCAGUCCAAGAAAAGCCAUUGCAUGAAAGAACUCCUGAUAGACAAUCACCUUUAAAGGAUACAGAUGCAAAACCAUCAUCAAGACGUGGCUCAUCUGAUAGAACUCCAAUUUAUAUGAAGGAUCAAGUUUCAACUAAAAAGGAUCUUUUUGAAAAGAGAAUUUCCUCAUCAAAAUUGGACAGUGAGACAUCAUAUCAUAAGCCAUUGUCACAACAAAGCUCAAUUGAAGAAAAGCAGUACACAACAUCAGUCACAUCCGAAGAUGUUCAUCAGUCAACCAGAAAAAUGUCAAGCAGUGAUAAACAUUAUAUGCAGCAUACACUUGCAUCUCUUGAACAUGUUGCAAGAGCUGAAAUUCGUGAGUCUGAAUUAAGCAGAACAUCUAAGCAUGAAGGAUAUGAGACUAGAAGAGAUUCAACGAGAUCAACAUCUAAACAACCAUCGGAACCACGUGAUGAGAUUCCAGAAUCUCCAAGAUCACCAACAAAAUUCGGAGUUGAACUCAAGAAAACAGAUUCAUUUAAGACAUCCACAAGCACCACGUCAUCAAUAAGAAAAGUCAGCCUUGGAAGUGAGACAAUCAAUAUUGAAGAAAUCUUUGAUCUUUAUGAACUUGAAAAAUUAUUAGAAAUUGUUGUUGGCUACGAACAAAGAAGACGUAUUCGUGCUCAAAUUAGAAUAGUCAAAAAGAAGCUUGAAGAUAGUAAAACUGCCAGUGAAAUCAAGUCUUCAAGAAUGACUACCACAAAGACAACAAUACGCAAUGAACCUGUGACUAGGAAGCAAGUCACUGAAAGAAAGACAUCAGAAAAGUUUAAAGCUCCACGAGAUGAUGAUUCACGUGUUAAAUCGAGUGUUGUGACUACUACGACCACUACGACAAGAAUUUCGAGUGAUAAGGAACCAAAAGUCAUUUCAAAAACCACUAAAGUCACAUCUACUGCAUCGCCACGCACAAUCAUUGAAACUUUCAAUAAAAACAAUAAAGGCAAAGUCACAGAAAGUGUUGUAAAAAAUGUAAGGAAAACAUCGGCAACCAGUAGUACACAGAAGAGCAGUACUAUGCGUGAGACUUGUUCAAAGACAUGCUGUGAUGAGACAGAUUGUAUUACAUCGAGCUAUGGUGUUGGUCCAACUGAAAACGGAGUUCCAUUGUUCGGCUUGAAAGCUCUCAAGAAGAAAAGUCCAGCAGUUGUAGAAAGUAAAACAACUGGUACAGUCGUCAGCGAAGUCUCAUAUUCAGAAAAUGGUGGACCAGCUGUUGUACAACGAAAAACAACGAAAUACUCAUCAGAUCCAUCAGACUUCAGUGGUGAAGCUGGUGUGAAUGUUAAAUCGAAGUCAGAGCGAAAAGAUUCACGAGGUGGAAUCUAUAGCGUAUCUAAGGUUGAAAAAUUUGAAAGUGAUAAAAAGUCAACUCCAAGAGUCAUUCGUAAUGGUUCAGUCAAAGAGAUUAAAGAAAAGUUUGUAAGAAAAGACUCAUCAUCCAAAAUGUCUAGAACUGAGAGCAAGCGAUCAUCUGUAGAUCAUCAUGAUUCUGAAUGCUGUAGUGUCUCAAAGACAGUCAGAUCAAGUCAAUCAAGUGAAACUAAGUCAUUUUUAAAUAAUGACAAGAAAGCUUCGAGUGUGAAGGAAGUCAUUACUUAUAUGAGAAAUGCUGAUGAAGUGUUCGAUGAUGGUGAUACCAAGGAAGAUGCUGAAGCUAAAGCUCUAUUGAAUAAAUAUUUUGGUGCCUCAGCUUUGAUGACAACAAUUGAGAGCAGCUCUGGUCUAUCCAAGGGUUAUUUGUCAACAGGCGGUGCGAAGAAUAAAACGAAAUCAUCUGCAUCAAAAACUACAACAAAGACAGUGACCUCACUAGGAUCAACAAAAGCAUACGAUAUUAACGACAUUUGGGACGUUGAUUUAUUGAAGAAACUUUUGGACUCGGCUACAAAUUACGACGAUCGUAGGAAAAUUCGGGAGAGAAUCCGUCAAGUGAUGGCUGAUAAAGAAGCUUGCGCCGAAUUAGUAAAAAAUUCAAGUGCUGACUUGGAGGUUGAGAGCAACGCCAGCAGCAGUGGAAGUAAUCUUCACGAUAAAGUUGAAUCUACGAUAGAGGAAGCUAUGACAAAGACCAGUUCAGAAGUGCAACAGCAGGGAGAUCGAAUUAUUAAAACGACAACCACAGAAGUUAUCACAAAAUCAACAAUGCAACCACAAAAGAAAGUUUCACCAUUCGAUAAAUUCCGUCAAUUAGAUCGUCAAAAUUCCCUUCCCAACUCACCAUCGCCCAGAACGCCAUCAACACCAACAACACCCGGAGGAUCUAAAAAUGGUCCAAUUUUCUCCUUUACUGAUCCAACACUCGCCAAAAAAGCAUCCACAGUUAAAGAACAGUUAUUGACAUGGGCACAGAUGAAGACGAAAGAAUAUGAGAACGUCAACAUACAAAAUUUCUCAGCAUCAUGGUCAGAUGGAUUAGCAUUUGCCGCUCUCAUACAUCACUUUUUACCCGAUGCAUUUGAUUAUAGUAAAUUAACACCGAAGGAGAGACGACAUAAUUUCACACUAGCAUUCCGUGUUGCAGAUGAAAAAGCAGGAAUCGCUCCAUUACUUGACGUCGACGAUAUGGUAAUGUACAAAAAGCCUGACUGGAAGUGUGUUUUCUGCUACGUACAAUCGAUAUAUCGUCGCUUCAAGGAUGAAAUUUAGAAGCUAAUUGUGUUUUUUUAUAAACAAUAGAAGAAAUUUUUUUUAAUCUUAAUGUCGUCUUUAAUUGAUUUUUGGCUCGCUCAAGAAAUCAUCAAGCAACAGUUGUAUAUUUUUAGGAAGAAUCAGAUGUUUUUCUCUCUGUUUUUUGUUAAUUUAUUAUUCUCUACUUUUUUUGUUUGAAUUUGAGUUACUAUUCAUUAAAUUGUGAUGUAGAAGAUGUAUUAAAGAUUUGAUCUAUCUGACGCGUUAAUUUGAUGAUGAUUUCGCUCCUUUUUUAUACACACCGAUGUGGUUUUGUUGAUUCAAAUAUUUUUAUUAUUAUUAUCCAUCAUUUCUUUUUUUUUGAAAAUGAAUGAACAUUUUGCUUGAAAAUUAUAUUUUUAAUAGAUUUUUUUCAUUUCUCAUAAAAAUAAAAUUUGAAGAAAAAUUGGCAAGGUGCAGGUUUUAAAAGAAAAAGAAUUUAUACUAACAACUCUAUACUUUUUAAAAUGAUAUUCAAUAAAGAAAAAAAGCAGAACUCAUCAAUAACGCAUAAAAUUAAAUAUGUGAAAGAAACUAAUCAAUAAUUAAUGUUAAUUAUUUUAAUUUUUUGUAUCAAACUGACAAUCAGAAAAAUAAUAAAGAAUAUAAUUGUGACAAUAUAAAGGCUUUAUUAUGCAUUUUCAAAGUUAUUUUGAUUAGCUAGACUAGCUAAAUGUGCCUUUGUAAGGAUACAUUUUGUUAAAUUACAGUCACAUGGUAAGGGAUGCUGAACAUCUUCACUUUCAGGAUCUAAAAUCUCCAAUAAAAUGUUGUAACGUCUAAAGUGCUCUGGAUUUCUCUGGAUUAUUAAUUUAAAUGCAAUUGGAUAUGAUUCCUCAAGAAAUUCAAUAUUAGAUGGAAGAGGUAUGAUUGUUUGUUUCCAGUGAGUCGGUUCAUCUUUUGGAUGUGUCGAUAAAAUUACUUCAUGGUCAUUAGAUGGAAAUAAGACAUCAAACCAGAUACACAUGCCUUGGAAGUUUCCUGAAUUUUUAGCUACAAGAACUUCAUUGAACUCAAAUAAAUCUAAUUCACUUGAUGAUACAUCAUUAAGAUCUAGAAAGGCCAUUACUGUAUCCUCAGAAAGUAAAUCAUCAUUUUUGAUUGUCUGUAUUUCUGGCUUGCUUGACUUUUGAGCUCUCAAUUGUUUUGCAAAUUUUGUCAUUUUAAUGCCACUAACGUUCUCCCAGUCAUCGAAUAAUGAUGGUAGCUUACAUGGUGAUAUGUAAAUUAUCGCUUUAUCCGGAAACAUUAAUCCACCUGGCCUUAAAAAUCGCUCUCGAGCAAGCAAAACUGAGUCCAGCAUACUUUCAUGAAGUAAAUAAAAUCCCAUCCAUUCAGAUAUAAUGAUGUCAACUUUGUCAAUUGUUUCUGGAAGUUUGAAAUCUUCAAUUUUGCAGUUUACAACUUCAAUCACGUCUUCAAAAUUAUUCUCCUUUACAAUUUCUCUUGAUAAAUCUGCCAAUUUUGAUGCUUCUACAGCAAAUACCUAGGGUUUGUGGAAAACAGCUGUUUUUGAAAAACAGUCGGUUUUCGGUUUUUGAUUUUUAAAAACAGCUGUUUUCCAGUUUUUCUAGAAUUCAAAAUAAACUGAGU
Messenger RNA from Chironomus riparius, 10516 nucleotides. The record is from the annotation of a GenBank genome assembly. NCBI's taxonomy places the organism in Eukaryota, Metazoa, Arthropoda, Insecta, Diptera, Chironomidae.